UUGGCAUUUUGGGCGAAUUUUCUAAUUCUGUUGCCUCGCGGGUCAAAGAACGACGAAACGACAGCAGGCUUUGCCUCCCUCAAUUCACCUCGCCUGAGCUACUCGGCUACUCCGAAUCAGACUCUUCUUUCUUCCAUCCCCGUCUUCCCGGCAAAGCAGGAGAUUCCAGGCAAUUGAAGGGGGAAAAGCCAGAAAAAAGGGAAGGAAAAAGAAAAACUCUGAAGGCAGGCAGGAAGCAGAAGCUUCUCAGGCAUGGCGCUUUCACGGCUCAGACAUCCGGUGAUGUCACGGGCGUCCUCUCUUGUUAGAGCUCGCUUUCUCUCCCACUACGCUUACUCCUCCACCAGAUCCUUGUCCCGGUGGAACGCUGGAACGUCCACUCCUGUGUGGAAAAAUGAGAACGGAGGGGUCUUCAUGCUGCCAGAAUUCCCUUGCAGAUUGCAGCAGCCUUUUGUUAAGUUUGGAUGUGUCUGUUUCCUGAUCAACUCAUCACUCUCCAGUUACACGGACGUGUCCGGCAUUUCUCUUCAGCCUUGUGUAUCGUGCAUGGGAAAAAGUAGGGACCUUCCAACUAAGCUAGAUGAUCUGUCUGCCCUUUUUUUCAUGGUCUCUAUCGCUCCAGAGGUUCCAGCACACAUGGUAAUCGGGAUGCCGGCUUUGUCUCCUACAAUGACUCAAGGUAACAUAGCAAAAUGGCAUAAAAAAGAAGGGGAUAAGAUAGAAGUUGGUGACAUACUAUGUGAGAUAGAGACAGAUAAGGCCACUCUUGAAUUUGAAAGCCUUGAAGAGGGGUAUUUGGCUAAGAUAUUGGUACCUGAAGGUUCAAAAGAUGUACCGGUCGGACAGGCCAUUGCUAUAACAGUUGAGGACGCAGAUGAAAUCCAAAAUGCCCCUGGAAGUGUUGCGAGUGGCUCAGAGGUUAAAGAGGACAAAGCAUCUGACCCGGAUGUUAAAACUGAAGAUAAAAUACAUGACAAAAGUUCUGUUCAGUUGAACACAUCAGACCUUCCCCCUCAUAUUGUUAUUGGAAUGCCAGCACUAUCUCCCACAAUGAACCAAGGUAACAUUGCCAAGUGGUGGAAAAAGGAAGGCGAUAAGAUAGAGGUGGGCGACAUAAUAUGCGAGAUAGAGACAGACAAAGCUACUCUUGAGUUUGAAAGUCUCGAAGAAGGCAAAUGUCCUGUUUCACAUUCCUAUUUUGAAAAGCUGAUUUGCAGGUAUUUAGCUAAGAUAGUGGCUCCAGAAGGUUCAAAAGAUGUUGCUGUGGGAGAACCUAUUGCAAUAACAGUUGAAGAUUCCAGUGAUAUUGAUAUUGUAAAGAGCUCUGUUGCUGUUGGGUCAGAGGUCAAAGAAGGAAAAUCACCGGCUCCAGCUACUAAACAUGAAACUCAGAGACCUCAAGCCAGUAUUAGAAGGAUCAGUCCAUCUGCUAAGUUGCUGAUCUCAGAGUAUGGAUUGGAUGCAUCAUCAUUGAAUCCAUCGGGUUUUCGUGGUACGUUACUUAAGACAGACGUUUUGGAAGCAAUAAGAUCUGGAAAAGGAUCUGAAAGCAAAUCACAAGCUAAGGAGAAAGUUGCACCAGUACCUCAGAAAAGCCAUCAACCUUCUUCCAUAUCCCCAACACAGCAUUCAGAUACUUUCGAAGACAUACCCAAUUCUCAAAUACGCAAGAUCAUAGCGAAGAGGCUGUUGGAAUCAAAGCAGACCACCCCACAUUUAUACUUGUGCACAGAUGUCAUUCUAGAUCCUCUGCUCUCUUUCAGAAAGGAGCUAAAAGAGAAGCAUGAUAUCAAAGUUUCGGUGAAUGAUAUUGUCAUCAAAGCCGUUGCUGUUGCUCUAAAGAACGUGCAAGAAGCUAAUGCUUACUGGAAUGACGAGAAUGGGGAGAUCAUUCCCUGUGAUUCUGUUGAUAUCUCAAUUGCAGUUGCCACUGACAAGGGGCUGAUGACUCCUAUUAUUAGAAAUGCAGAUCAGAAAUCCAUUUCAGCUAUCUCGUUGGAGGUCAAGCAACUGGCUGAAAAAGCUCGGACAGGGAAGCUUGCCCCACAUGAGUUUCAGGGAGGGACGUUCAGCAUUUCAAACUUGGGAAUGUAUCCCGUCGACCAGUUUGCUGCUAUCAUCAAUCCUCCACAGGCGGGCAUACUGGCCAUUGGCAGAGGGAACAAAGUAGUCGAGCCAGUGGUUGGUACUGAUGGAACAUUGAUUGCCGCGGUUGUGAACAAAAUGACCUUGACUUUAUCUGCUGAUCACCGGGUUUUUGAUGGCAAAGUCGGAGGUGCAUUUCUCGCUGCGCUUAGAUCGAACUUCAGUGACAUUAAAAGACUACUUCUGUGAGAGAAGAACUCCAACCAACUUGAAUAAUUUUGCCAGAGGUUGGCCAAAGCAGAGAUUUUCUUUCCGGUGGUAGCAUUUAGGGAAUCAACUUCUCUUUCCCCCUAAUUCUUUGACUCAAUACACAGCAUUUUUUGGUUACUGAAGAGUUUUCUGUAUGAAUUGGCUUUGUCCUGUGGACAAUGAUUUUUGGCGUGUGAUUUUGGGGUUCCAUCCCGAAGAAAGAAGCUUUGCUUGUCAGCGAUCACAAUAAGGAUGCAAAAUGAACAACAAACAUGUAAGAACUUUGUGCAGAAUUGGUCGACUCAAAAUAAAUUGUCGAUUCCGUGAUUAAGAAAUCUUGUAACUUAAUGCUGUGCAGAAGAUCCAGCAAUCUUUAAUCUUUGUUAUCCGUGCUUGUGCUAUCCCGAGUUCUACUCAGUCGGUAAUAAUCGUUUACAGUGACUGCAAGCAAGUUCUGAGUUCUUUAUCUCAAUGCUUCAUGCUUGAACGAUCAUGCGCUCGACCUGAACUGUGCGUCAAGUCCAUGUUAUGAAAUGGAUCUUCUCCCAAGUAGUUUAUGCUAUGCACUCCACCAACUAGAUUGAACAUAGAAAUCACCCUUUGGAACUUCACUUUACAGCAUCCUGUUAAGCACGAGUAUAAGAUGGUAGCCAUUCCUCUUAGCUAGGAAGCAUAGCAUGGAGUUUAUCGCAUGCUCUGAUGGUUCAAGCAGAUGCAGGCAUGAGUGAUGUAUGGUUUUGGGAAUCCAGUUCAGCACAAGUAGAUUUUGCAUUAAAAGACCAAUUAUCCCACUGAUAAUUUACAACCUUCGACUCUUUUUGCUUUCUCAUCCUGCUGCGUACCUGCCUGCGCCUGCUCUAGAUGAAGAAACAGAAGCAUCCAUGAAUCUUCCCACCAUCAGUGUCUCAGCUGUCAUCUGCCAACCAAUUUCUUCAUUUUAUCUCCAUCCAGACCUCAUUCCUUCAGAUGGAUUGCUUGCUUCUGCAUCCUGGCUGUCCCCUCCGCCGAGGUUACCAGUGGCAUCGCCUUCAACCAAACAAGUCUAGCAGGCCAUCUCUAUGCUCUGGUUCUGAUGAGCAUUAGAAUUUAAUUCACAAGUUAAUUCGCCAUUCCUCGCAGAAACAUAUUCCACUUUGCUGUCUGGAUCAUGGAAACUUUCGCUAUUGAAAUGAGCAUGGUUCUUCGGAUCACACUGCAAAUUGCUUGACGUUGCCAUACUCUCUUCUUGUGGACAUUCUGUACUAGGCACAAUCAUUGGAAGCCGGUCGAAAUUCCAACCAAGGACCUUGCAAACAACCUGACCAAACGCCCUGUGGGCCCUUUUUUUCUUCGUCUUUGAUAUAGCCACAGCAUGAUUGAGAAGCCCCAGACAUCCUUUAAACCUUCUCCAACCCUUCUUCCCAAUAGCACAGCAGACCAAACAACAAAAGUCCCCACCUUCAUGAUUACUUUUAUAAUAGUUGCUCAGCUCACUGUCCUCUGUGAACAAUUUCAUAAAGAAACUCAACUCAUCAACAUCCUUGUUGUCUAGCUCAUUAUCAUCUUCACUUUCCUCGUCGUCACCAUCACUGACCGACUUAGAUGUCUCCAUAAAGAACAUUUUACAUUCAACCAAUGCCCUCUGCAUAAUCUGCACCUCAGCAAGCAUCACAGGCUCGUCGGUAGAAUUUGCCGUCUUCACUGAACUGGUUUGAGGAUCCCAAGCAGGCCACUGAGCAUCAGAAACAUGUGACAGCUGGGUUCCCUGGGUGGCGCCCGAAUUCUGUAAAGAACGACCAAGAGGUUCAUCCUUGACAACAAUUGCAGGAUACUUGCUGAGAUCCCAUCCAAAAACCCUGAAAAUAACAUGGCCAAAAGCUCGGUGGGAUCGUUGCCGCUUCGUCUUUGUAAGCCGCAUGGCGUGGUGAACAAGGGUAGUGCAGCUCUUGAACGCUCUCCUCGCGUUAACCCCCAUUGCUCCACAUACGAUGCAACAAAGCUCCCCAUUUUCUUGGUUUUUCUCAUAGAGCUGCCUCAGUUCAUGGUCUUCCACAAACAAACUCAGCAGGAACUUAAAUUCCUCACUCUCCUGAACAUCACUCGCGGAACCGAGCGGCUCGCCCUCUUCUCCUUCCUCGCCACGAUCCAAGCCGGGAUCACAAUCAACCCUUUUCCGGACGAGGAACUCCUUGAAUCUCCCGGCAGCUUUCUGCUGCAAUUGCAUUGCCGCGAGCUUCGCCGCCGCCCCGUCAUUAUCGGAUUUAGACACUUCCCCAUUUUCGCCGGCGGGGUUCGGCUUCGAAGCAGGCCAGGGUGAGUCGGUCGGAGGCGGAGGUUGCGGCUGAGAGUCGACGGGCCACUCGGGACCAGAACCAGUUUGUUGUUGGUCAUGGGGAUUCCGUUUUGCGCGCUUGCUUCUCUGUCCGGCACCGACGCUGGGGAAGGCCGAAGCACCCAGAUUCCUCCUCAAUUGAUUGGGAGGAGGAUGGAUAUUAGGGUUAGGGUGAGGAAAGUGGGUGAAUUGGGUUGCGGGCGGACCUUGCUGCCAGAGAUAAUGAAGGAAAAUGACUUCGUUCAUGAGCUGCUUCUCUUGUGGGGUUAAGGGCUCUGUCAAUGGCGGUCCGUAUGGAUCCAUUGGCGCUCAGACGAAGAAGAAGAGAGUUGUCCGCGCCUCCUUUCUUAAACGUUACAGAUUGUGC
This is a messenger RNA of Linum tenue, 5012 nucleotides long. NCBI's taxonomy places the organism in Eukaryota, Viridiplantae, Streptophyta, Magnoliopsida, Malpighiales, Linaceae. The record is from the annotation of a GenBank genome assembly.